Carica papaya (papaya) is the source of this 1602-nucleotide messenger RNA. Its product is annotated as transcription factor MYB25-like. NCBI's taxonomy places the organism in Eukaryota, Viridiplantae, Streptophyta, Magnoliopsida, Brassicales, Caricaceae. Gene Ontology annotation, biological process: regulation of DNA-templated transcription. The record is from RefSeq and is a predicted model, not a curated record. Gene Ontology annotation, cellular component: nucleus. Gene Ontology annotation, molecular function: DNA-binding transcription factor activity, RNA polymerase II-specific; RNA polymerase II cis-regulatory region sequence-specific DNA binding.
CCAAAAAAAAAAACUGAAACUUUAGCAUUAUUUCAUCAUGAGAGAGGAGACCCUCCAUCAAAACCAUGAAGAGUCGCCACCAACCGCCGCCGACUCGGAACUCGGUGGAGCUUCUGGUGGUGGUGCAGGUGGAGCUGAGACGGAACUCGGUGAGUUGGGAAUCGGAGAAGGCAGCAGUGGAGUUGCUGUUGGUGGUGGUGGUGGUGGUGGUGGUGCUGUACCAGUUGGUGGAAAUAGAGUAAAAGGUCCAUGGUCGCCCGAGGAGGACGAGGUGCUGACUCGACUGGUGGGGAAGUUCGGGGCGAGGAAUUGGAGUCUGAUCGCGCGAGGAAUCCCGGGUCGGUCCGGGAAAUCGUGCCGACUUAGGUGGUGUAAUCAGCUCGACCCCUGCCUCAAGCGGAAGCCUUUUACUGAUGAAGAGGAUCGGAUUAUUAUUUCAGCGCAUGCAGUCCAUGGGAAUAAGUGGGCAGCAAUUGCAAGACUGCUACCAGGUAGAACCGAUAAUGCAAUCAAGAACCACUGGAAUUCUACGCUAAGACGCAGAUAUGCAGAUCUUGGGAAGCUUAGACCACCGCCCAGUGAAAAGAUGGAAGCCAUUGCCAUUGAAAGAACCAAGGCUUCAUCAGAGGAGACCCUUUCGCCUGGAGAGGUCAAUCCAUCUAAGCACCUGGAAGGAAGUGAUGUGAUAAUGGAAGAUAGGCCCAACCAGGCUGACGAAAAAGGUCAGCCAGAGAUUCAACUUGCUUCUGAACAAAAUGGCGAUCCCAUUCCUCCUCGUCCAAUGGCACGCGUUAGUGCAUUCAGUGUUUAUAACCCUCCAACUGAUCCAAGAACUGUCUCUGGGAUGCAAAGGACUGUCCCAUGUCGUGGCCCUCUUGUUCAGUCAUCAUCCAGACCAGAUUUUGUGGUUGCCAGACUUCUCAAGGAACUUGAAGGCGAACCUACAGUGCCCUCCCAAUGUGGGUACGGCUGCUGUGCAACUCCAAGUGGUGGCCAUCAUUCUCAAACCUCAUUGUUGGGGCCUGAGUUUGUCGAAUACGAGGAGACACCAUCUUUCUCAAGUCAAGAACUGAUAUCAAUAGCUACAGAUUUGAAUAACAUUGCAUGGAUCAGGAGUAGCGUUGAGAGUAGCAAUGCUGCUAGCCAAAGAAUGCCUCAAGGUUCAGCUUCUGGCUCGCAAAUUGGAAUCGUCAAAGAACACAACAUGAGAAAUGAUCAUUCGCUGUUCGAUGAUGGAAGGAAUAAUUUGAUGGGUAUGAUGGCCGAUGUUAUAUCAACUCAGAUGCCUAGACAAACAUUUUGCCAUGCAAGCUGAGAUUAGAGUGGGAGAGUAAAUUUUUGAGCUUUGAUAUUGUGCUCUGUUUCCCCUGUUUUGGUUAUACUUCUUGCAUAGUAGGAGGAUGGUAUAAGAAUCAAAAUUGACGAGUCUUUCUUGAGUGUAUGCUUUUGAGUAUGAAAGUCUGGAAUAUGUGCUUCUUUAAAGAGGCUCUUCAUGUAAUGUCCCUAGCAGAUAGUUAUAAUAGACAUUUGUUUAGUAUAUAAACAAUCAUAUGAAAUAUGGUUCUCAAAUAUGUUAAGUUAGAUCAAGUACUUGGAAGAAAA